This is a messenger RNA of Morone saxatilis (striped sea-bass), 1059 nucleotides long. It is a transcript of the gene cts12, whose product is annotated as cathepsin 12. Gene Ontology annotation, cellular component: lysosome. The record is from RefSeq and is a predicted model, not a curated record. The coding region runs from base 1 to 1059 and encodes 352 amino acids. Gene Ontology annotation, molecular function: cysteine-type endopeptidase activity. Gene Ontology annotation, biological process: immune response. NCBI's taxonomy places the organism in Eukaryota, Metazoa, Chordata, Actinopteri, Moronidae. The transcript has 8 exons.
AUGGGAACAAAACGGACUCACAUACAUGCAGUGCAGCAGGCCAGCCUCCUGCUGAGAGCAGUUCUUCUCUUUGCAGUGCUGUGUGGCCCACAGCACGUAGCGUCAGACUCAGACGAGGCGAUCCUGACUGAGUGGGAGAUCUGGAAGAGCAGCAAUGGCAUAGCCUACGAAGAAAUGGACGACAUGCAAAGGAGGGUCAUCUGGGAGGACAACAAGCGGAAAAUUGAAGACAACAAUCAAGGGUUUUUUAUGGGGAUGAGGCCCUUCAGUAUGGUCAUGAAUAAAUAUGGAGACCUGACAAGACAAGAAUAUCAGGUUUUGCAAGGUGCCAGGAUAGAUGCGCAAUUCGCGAAGAGAGGGAGGACUGUCUCGUCCCGAAGGCUGCGUAACGUUGCUAAGAAGUUAGAUGCUUGGGUUGUCGACUACAGGAACAUGGGUUAUGUCACUGAGGUGAAAGACCAGGGUUACUGUGGCUCGUGCUGGGCCUUCAGCACCACGGGAGCUAUCGAGGGACAAAUAUACAAGAGGACGGGUCAGCUUGUAUCUCUGAGUGAACAAAACCUGGUGGACUGCUCCAAAUCUUAUGGUACCUAUGGCUGCAAUGGUGCCUGGAUGGCCAACGCCUACGACUACGUGGUCAGCAACGGGCUGCAGUCGACAAGCACCUACCCAUACACCUCAGUGGACACCCAGCCCUGUUACUACGACAGCAGACUUGCAGUUGCCCAUGUCAAAGACUACAGGUUCAUACCCAAAGGAGAUGAGCAGGCCCUGGCUGAUGCCGUGGCAACUAUCGGGCCAAUCACAGUAGCUAUUGAUGCAGAUCAUGCAAGCUUCCUGUUCUACAGCUCAGGGAUAUAUGAUGAGCCCAGCUGCAACCCUAAUAAUCUGAGUCACGCGGUGCUGCUGGUUGGCUACGGGUCUGAAGGAGGUCAAGACUACUGGAUCAUCAAAAACAGUUGGGGUACCAGUUGGGGUGAAGGUGGCUUCAUGCGAAUCAUCCGAGAUGGCCGAAACACUUGUGGCAUUGCGAGCUAUGCUUUGUACCCUAUUCUAUGA